GAAAAGACAACUAUCAAAACAGGAAAAGGGGAUGUGGAGAAAACGAUGGAAACAGGAAGAGAAGAACAGGUCAUUUUCUUCUGGCAGUUUUCCAAUGCUUUUAGUGUAACUGGGGGAACUGACCAGUCUCUGUGGAUACGGGAGGCGGACGGGAUCCUGGACACUGCUGCCGGGCUCAGCUGUGCUCAAGCGUGCUGAGCAGCAAAAACUGAACAAGGUUUUCGUGAAAUAUUUAUUGGUGCAUCCGGACAUAGAGGGGAUUACCAGAAUAACAGAGCGUAUGAAAGGUGCCAACACCGUCCUCUGAUGCCCCCUGCAACCCUGUGGCAGCCCAAGACGGUAACAUGAUUUAAUCUGCAGACGAUCUCUAGAAGAUAUCCCCAGCCACGUCUGUGCUGCUGUCUGUACGGCUGGCUCAGCCUCUCCUGGGGGGGGGGGGAAUUCGUAGCAUCCAGCCGCUGGCAUCUUCUCCUGGCGGAAGCUCAACCAUUGGAAGGGGAGGGAAAAAAAAAAUCCUGAUGAGGAUGUUCGCACAUGCUGUUCUCUGCCUCCUCGCCCGUGUGUUCUGCUGAAGGAUCGGGACAUCUGCACCGAAAGGAGCGCGGCGGAGCUUGCCCUGGCUGGGGCUGAAGUUCCUCCAGCGCCGCGGGGGUUUGAGUGCCUGCAGCGCGCCGGGGGCGGCCCGCGGCCCUACCCGCGGCGUCCACGGGCAGGCUCGGUUAAAACAUUUCAAGCCUAAUGGCCUCUGGCAUAAACAAGAUUCAUCAACCCGGGACUUGCAACGGAUCUAAAGCCGCUCGCAGCAGCUUGGCGGAGGAAUGCCAUCAGGACAUGCACAUGAAAAUGUGCAAGAAGAUUGCACAGCUCACGAAGGUGAUAUAUGCCCUGAACACUAAGAAUGAUGAACAUGAGGCUAGUAUACAGGCUCUGAGAGACGCUCAUGAAGAAGAAAUUCAGCACAUUCUUGCUGAGACAAGGGAAACAAUUCUCCAGUGUAAAAGCAAAGCUGAAGAAGAAAAAUUGCUGAGAAAACGUAUUCAGGCCCUUGAACUUGCAGUAGAACAACACAAGAGACUAAAGGAAGAAGCCUUGGCAGAGUUAACAUUGUGCAAGAAGCAGGUGGAAAAGAAGGAGCCGGGAACGGAAGUGAAACAAGCAGAGAUGACCCUUUCUACAGGCAUGGUAGAUACCAAUGCAGACUUUGAAAACAAGCUUCUACAUUUAAAUCAGGAGCCUGAUGGACUGCUAAAUGAGUGCAAAGCAUCCAGGAGAGCAAAUUUAGAUAAAAAAGUAAUUUUAGAUGAAAAAUACACUGUGGAAGGACAAACUCUACUAAGUGAGAUGGAAAACCCAAAGAGUGUGAAUGAGAGAGCAGCUGAAGAAUAUACUCAGAAAACAAGCAAACUGCAAGCCUCUUAUGAGAGAGAAAAAGAGGAUUUGAAAAAUGCUAUGCAGCAAUCUAUGAUAGAAGCAAAGAAAAAUUGUCAGCAAAGAGAAGUGGAGCAAAGGAAGAGCUCAGAGGCUGAGGAGGGGUUUUUGCUGCAGCAGGUAAAGAAGCUGGAGGCAGACCUGGAGGAGAAAAGCCAGAAGAUAAAUGAGAGGAAGAAGCAUUCCCAGAAGCUGAAGGAGAGAAUACAGGAGCUCCAGGCACAGCUAGAGGAAUUUAAAAGAAAAUCUGAGUGUGGGCUAAAGCAACUAGAGAAAGAGAAAGAAGUCCUAACUGGGAAACUUCAAAACUCUUCACUUGAGGUGGCUCAGCUGAAGCAAAUAUUAGAUGAACAAGCAAAUAAUUUCAAGGAGUCUCUGAAGAAGCAUAACCUACAGUCCAACAAAGAAAAAGAGAAGCUUUUGCAGGAUCUCCAAAACACCAUUAAAGAAAACCAGAACAUUAAGCUGCAGCUGGAGGCAUCACAUCAAAAAGUCUUAAAAAUGUUGGAGAAAAGCAAAAAUCAGGAACUCAAGGAGGCAGAAGAACGUUUGAAAAAGGAAUUUAAUGAGACUUUCAAGAUCCAACAUCAGUCUCAUAGGCUAGAAAUACAAGCCUUGGAAGAGAAAGCAAAGAAAGAAUUACAGGAUGAACUGAAGCAGAUACAGAAGCAGCAAACCCUGUUGCUAGGAUCUCUAAGGAUGGAACUCUCUGAGCAACAGACAUCGUGCACUAAUCUCAAGAAACAAAUAGAAGAACUCCAAAUGGAGCUGAGGAGUGUGAGGACACUGAAGAAGCAACAGGAAGGAAGUAGCCAGAGCCAGAUCAGAUCUCUUCAUGAUGAACUGGAAAAAUGUCAGAGUGAAAUUUCUGAACUCAAGAAAGAGAAUUUACUUUUGAAGGACACAAUGGAGCUACUCAGCGCCGAGUUGGAGUCACAGAAGCAAGAAGCUGCACAGCUUCAGGAUAGGGAGAAACAGCACAGAAGAAUUAAAGAAUUAGAAGAAAAGUCAAGAAAGUGCAAGUCCAGCUCAGAAGAAACACACCUUAUAGGCUGUCUGCAAGAUCAAUUAAGUGAGAGAGAAGAGAUUACCAAGCAGCUGGCGGAAGGAAGAAAAUUUCAGCAUUCACUUAUAGCCAAUACGGCAUCUUACAGGAAUCGAUCGUUUUCUUUCAACCGUAAUACAGGAUGCUUGACUCCUUCCAUGAAGCAGCAGAAGAAAACGCUUGAGGUGCCCAGUCGUGUUGUCAGUGUUCCGAAUUUAGCUUCCUACGCAAAAAGCUUUUUGAGCUGUGACUUGAGAUCAAAAAGAAGUGCUCCUCAGAUCACAAAAUCUACAAGCUUAGACCGGAGCCCUGGCUGCCUCAGGGUGGGCUCUCCAUCAGCACAGUCCUCAGACAGCAGCGCUGUCACAAGGACACAUGGCAAUGAACCACCACAAACCAAAGAUGACCAAAAACAAGACCCUCAGCAUCAAGAAUGGUUUACUAAAUAUUUUUCAUUUUAAGGCAUAUGUUUCCAUGCUUCCCAGAAUUACUAGAAAAGCUUUUCCUGUUUUCUUUUAGGGAAUGAUAAUCCAAUAUAUGAUUUAGAAAAAAAAAAAAAGUAAUUUCCAAGUAAGUAAUUAGGAACAACUGCACUCUCUUACAUCUAAUUACUAUGGAGUUAUAGGCAUGGAUUUCAGAAAAAUGCAUUUUUUUUAACAACCUCUGUAAAAAAAAUGAAGGAAAAGCAAAAUUCUGGAAACUGUUACAUGGAGAGACUUUUUAAUCAAGCGACUGUAUCACUCCACAAUUACAUUAAAUAUGCAGUUUGGUCUCUGAUACAUCCUGCCAAUCUGGCUCCAGCUGAAGAAAGAUCUUACUUCUGUAGGUGAUUUCUGUACGUUUAUAUGCUUGUUUCAUUGGCCGUUUGAAGUAAUUUCUGCAUAUAAUAAUGUAAUUUUUAAUAGGUUUUUGUUAAACUUAUUUUAAGCUGUACAGCAUGCAGUAUACCUCCAAGAAUAGCAUGUUUAUAGCAGGCUGGUUUAGAAAUGCUUUCUGGUUUGCUUUAAUAAACUGUUUUGUAUAGUCAGCAUUGCAAUAUAAUAUUCCUGUUGCACUUCAAGACAUGUAACAAUCACCCUGAUAUAUUAGGAUAAUAUGUAAGUGACCAUUAAAACUUGCUUGUAAAUCAUCCAUUUCUAUGUUUUGCAAAAUAAUGUUAUGCUACAUUGAAGUGUGAGUCAGACUCAAGUUCCAGACUUACGGGAACUGCGUACUUAUACAUUAUAUCUCAGUAUUGUUCUUAUGCCGUAAAUGCACAGUGGGCAAAUGGCUACAUGUAUCAGAUCACGCUAGCUAACUCAUGGCUGGGAGGAAAGACCCAUGAAGAAAUUAACCCUCAGGUAAUUAUCAACAAACGUGAAAGGCAGGGAACUGUGCAACCAGCAGCCUGGUGUUUAAGAUAGAAUAGUUCAUCUUCAACUGCGGUACGAUUUGAAUCCCCAUUUAAUUUCAAAGAGCAGGGCCCAGCUAUUUAACAAAUUUUACGUGUGCGAAGCGGUGCACCUCCAGCCUCACUGCUUCUUAUAGCAAACAGCCAGCAAGAGCUGUAACAACAGAUGCAAGCACUUACCACAGAAGAGCUGCUGCACCUGGCCUGUGCUAAAAGGGUGGCAGAAGAGGCAGAAUGCUUCUAGAGGCCCACUUUCAUCCCACCUGCCUAGUAUUUUUUCCAAGAUGAACUGCUUGGUUUGGAAGUAGACUUUGGCAUCAGAUUUA
Messenger RNA from Phalacrocorax carbo (great cormorant), 4189 nucleotides. The record is from RefSeq and is a predicted model, not a curated record. Lineage: Eukaryota; Metazoa; Chordata; Aves; Suliformes; Phalacrocoracidae.